This is a messenger RNA of Coprinopsis cinerea okayama7#130, 1350 nucleotides long. RefSeq lists its product as hypothetical. Gene Ontology annotation, molecular function: protein binding. The transcript is spliced from 4 exons. The record is from RefSeq and is a predicted model, not a curated record. Bases 1 to 1350 code for a protein of 449 amino acids. NCBI's taxonomy places the organism in Eukaryota, Fungi, Basidiomycota, Agaricomycetes, Agaricales, Psathyrellaceae. Gene Ontology annotation, cellular component: nucleus.
AUGGUACAUUCUUCGCUAUCGACUUUGGACACUAUAGAAUUGCGACCACACCCCACUGCUCGCGAUCAGGCACUGGCAAAGGCCGAGAUCCCAACUGGCUCGACGAUUCUCAAAAUACCAGCCUUCGCCACCGUUCUACAAUUCUCGCAAAAGGGGAAUCGUUGCGACCAUUGCAUGCGGCUACCAACCGAGGGACAGCCUCUGAGGAGGUGUACGGGCUGCAGUGCAUAUUGGUACUGCGAUGCACAAUGUCAAAGUGCCCAGUGGCAGACACAUCACAAGCGGAUCUGUAAACGAAUUAACCAAUUCACCAGCUCUACCGUCUUCCAAGGACUGGAGGAACACGAGAAAAUGGACGCUUUGCUGUUGAACCACCUUGUCGCGUCUUUGUCCACGCUUCCGACGGCGUACAACCUCGAGCAAUCGCAAGAAGCGACAUUGUUCUUGUCCCUUCUUCCAGGGCCUUCUUCCGGCAGCGAACCACCUCUGAUAUGCACGAUUAGCCCGCCUCCAAAGGCAGACCUAAUCCCGACUCUUUUCGAGAGAUUUGGGAACAACAAUUUUACGAUGCAUUCUCAUCUUAACUCUAUAGCUCAUGGGAUCUUUCCUCUGGCGAGCCGGUCGUUUAAUCAUUCCUGUUCUCCAAACGCUGCUCCAAAAUACACCUUUUCCGCGCACCAACCAGUUAUUAUGGAGGUGGUCGCCCUGAAAGAUAUCCACCAAGGCGAGGAGAUCUGUAUCCCAUAUCUUGACCCGGCUUUGACGCAAACCAAACGUCAAAUCUUUCAGUUUACCUAUGGCUUUAAUUGCAACUGUCCGGCCUGCCUGUUUCUCAAUUCGAUCGGGCAUAUCCCAGAGACCCCGACAGACCCUGAUCAAUUAAAAGAUCUCUCUCGGAGGGUGGGGGAGUUCGUGAACGUUGAUUCCUAUCUCAAGUCCGACAAGUAUCAAAGCCCUUCGAUGUCGGAACUGCCGCAGGACCUGCAUCCUGUGCUGAACGAAGAUUUCAUGAAGUGGCUUUCGGAGACCUUCAGCAAGGCAUCGCACGAGGCAAACUUUGACUUGGCUGCCGAGAGCGGUAUUGCACUUUUGGCCCUGUAUUUGCUCGUAUAUCCGUGUAACUAUCCACAGAUCGGCAUGCAUUUGCUAGAGAUGGCGAAGACCCAUUGGAACUAUUCCUUUGUGAUCUCCCAACCGAGCAAGUCCAAAGAGACAGAAGCUAAAGCUGCGAUAUCUCGUCUGCUAGAGUUGGCGAAACGUGUCCUUGACGUACUGGGAAGAGAAGGGGACGAAGACGGACCCCUCGCAGAGAUAUCAGUUCUACAGAAUUUACUGCAAGACGUUCAGUGA